GGCUCUCACUUGUUUCGACGUUGUUGUUAUUCUUGGAAGUGUCCCGUGGUAGCUCCGGCUUUCUUUUUACUACAAUCAUAGGCAAUGGGAUUUCUCGAUCGCCUUAGCGGCCGGAAGCCGAGGGAGGUUAAGGAGGAACAACAACCUGCUGAGCCGGCGCCAGUUCCAGAGCCAGCGCCUUCUCUGCCGUCAACAUCACCGCAGUCCGAUGCAAUCCGGGACGUGGCACCUAAUAGCACGCUUCUGGCUUCAGCAGGGAUAUCAGCUGCACAAGGAAAACUCUACAACCCGUAUGAGGGCCUCGUAGCUCAGGUUGGCACCACGAAGCACGCCUUCCGGCUUCCUGAAGGGCCGGAGUUCGUGUUCGAGGAGGAAGCCUCCGUGCGGAGAAGAGACUGGACGCAGCAUCUACAGUUCUACUGUGGAGGCGGUUACCUAGCUGGUGGGAUUGUUGGCGUGACCUGUGGCCUCUACAAGUUCGUUGUUGACAAACCAGAAAUCGUCACGGACACCAUGAAGCUCAAGAUGAACCGGCUACUUAACACUUCGGGCUCCUUUGCGCGGCCCUUCAGCAACAGCCUCGGCAUCCUCGGAAUGUUCUUCUCGGGCUUUGAGAGCGUGUACGUCCACCAGCUGGAGCAGUACGGCGUCCCCGAUAGCGCCAGCACGCUCCUGGCCGCCCCCUCAGGCUUCACCAGCGGCGCGCUAUUCCGCUUGCCGCGCGGGCCGCGUCAGGCGGUGGUGGCGGGUGCCGUGGGCGUGGUCGCAUCGAGCGGCAUCAUCGGCCUGCGGCAAUACUUCCCCUCACUGUAAGCGGGUCUCCACUACCUCGGAGGCGUUGGAGGAGGAGCUGGGGUGUAGGUGCUGUGCAGCUGGGGUGCCGCACACCUGUCUAGGUGCCGUGGACGCGAGGGAAGAGCCUCGCCGUGGUGCGGUGUGGUGUGGUGAAGUGGCUCAAGGGUGCGGCGGGGACGCCGUUGGGACUGGGGUCGGGGUGCUGCAGCAGGAGAGGGCCGUUUCGUUGUCGGCCAUGGGUGUUUUCUACGGGAGGAAAGGGGUGUCCGUCCGCCUGAUGGGUACACAUGGCAGGGGGGGCACCGGGCGGGCUGGUUGGGUUAUGAUGCUCUGGUGAGCUCCUAGAAGCCGGGUAGGACGUAGGAGGUGCAGCGGGCGCCGGGUUGGACUGGGGAAUUGGCGUACUGUGUACGAUGGAGGGGCUUUAAUGGUUAGACCCAAGAGCCAUACUUUUAGCAGAUGAUGGGUCGUUAGGGUUGGAUCCAUGCCAUGGAAGGGGCUGGGCUGCAGUGUCCUGACCGCUAACCGGCAGGGGCAGGUCGCUGUAAGAGUGGAAGGGUAUGAUGGGGUGUCUUACCUGGGUGACAUUCUUUUCGUUGUGGCAGUGGGGUUUCGGGAGGGGACUGGGGAGCUGGCUGGUUGCGAGCGGAAUCUUGGGCUGGGGUGGUCUCGGAUGUUGUGCCGGUAUAGACGGGUGUAUGAGCUGCUGGGGCCUUAACCUGGACUGCACGGGCUGCGGGCAGAUUGGCCGCUUGGAUGGCCGUUACGAGUCGCCUCGCUUUGAUAUACAUUGUUCCUUUGUUUGGCUACCUUUGUCAGUUCCAAACGAGAAGUGCCAUGGUGUGUGAGUUGCAGGCCAUGCACAAUACAGGAUCAGCUCGUUUUGGUGCGCGGUAUCUAUUAAUCCUGCAUAGCCCCGUGCAUUUGGGUUAUAUGACCAAAUGCGUGUGGCUUUGACAAUGUGUAAGUUGCGAAAUGCAG
Astrephomene gubernaculifera is the source of this 1776-nucleotide messenger RNA. The record is from the annotation of a GenBank genome assembly. Lineage: Eukaryota; Viridiplantae; Chlorophyta; Chlorophyceae; Chlamydomonadales; Astrephomenaceae.